This is a messenger RNA of Caenorhabditis auriculariae, 246 nucleotides long. The record is from the annotation of a GenBank genome assembly. NCBI's taxonomy places the organism in Eukaryota, Metazoa, Nematoda, Chromadorea, Rhabditida, Rhabditidae.
AUGUGCACGUUGAUGAUGAUGAUGAUGAUGAUGAUGAAAGACAACUCGAAGGUAACUGCUGCCCCAGGCGCCGCCCACUUUUAUGACGUGACUCCGCCCCCCGUUGGCAGCAGCCGCCGGCGGCAACUCGAUGAUGAACAUUCAUACGGUGGGUCGACGCAUAACGCAACGCCGUCGAUUAUCACUGAUUCGAUAUAUCAAUUAGCGGCGCAGUUGUUCCAAAAAAGGUCGCGAGUCUGCACAUGA